CGGGUGGAAAAAAAAGUUAAAGUGAAAAUGGCUUCCUUGUCUUUGGAGUCCACAGAACAAUCUGAGAACAGCACAGGGGAGCCAGCGGCAUCGGAGACCAAAGACGAGAAAGAUCCGCUCCAAGUUUCGGAACAAUUACUCCAGAGUUUCCAAAAGUCGGCUUUGAGUUUUUCCACUGACCAAGUCUCAUGUCUCUGCGAGGCCCUUCUGCAGGCGGGCAAUGUGGAUCGCCUGUGGAGAUUUCUUUCCACCAUACCUCCUUCGUCCGAGCUGCUACGUGGCAACGAGACCCUGCUAAAGGCCCAGGCACUGGUGGCUUUCCACCGGGAGGAAUUCAAGGAACUGUACGCCAUCCUGGAAAGCCACAACUUCCACCCGUCUAACCAUGGGUUCCUGCAGGACCUGUACCUCAAAGCCCGCUACAAGGAGGCGGAGAGGUCCCGGGGCCGCAGUCUGGGCGCAGUGGACAAGUACCGGCUCAGAAAGAAGUUCCCCUUACCCAAAACCAUCUGGGAUGGAGAAGAGACUGUGUACUGCUUCAAAGAGAAAUCCCGAAAUGCUCUGAAAGAGUGCUACAAGAGCAACAGGUAUCCCACGCCGGACGAGAAGAAAAACCUGGCUAAAGUCACCGGGCUUUCCCUCACACAGGUCAGCAACUGGUUCAAGAACCGCAGGCAGAGGGACAGGACCCCGUCCGGGACGCACAGCAAAAGUGAGUCAGAUGGGAACCACAGCACUGAAGAUGAGGCCAGUGCGAUGGAUGACACCCCCGACAAACCAGAGGAGGCUGCUGGCUCCGCAGCUUCGAUCAUCUCUGUCUCUUCCAGCACUGGAGGCCAGCUCAUCCUCAACGGAUCCAGCGGCUUCCUCACAGCCUCUCAGCCAUUAUUGCUCAAUGGAAACUCCCUGAUCUCCAGCAGUGGCGCUGGUGUCAUAAUUAAUGGGAUAAAUUUAGGCGAUUGCCAGACCGUCACACUGAGCCCUGUUGCAACCAACUCUCCUUUAAUACUGAACGGGGCUCAAGUAAUAACCAAAUCUGGAGUCAGUGUUCAGCGGUCGCAGCAAGCCGUUUCUGGGGCAGUGCAGGAAGUUUCAGAAAUAGAUGCCAAGGCGAGCAGUCUACCAGCAGUUGUUCUUAACACUAACACCACGCCCGUCUCAAACCCCAUCAUUUCUCUUCCUCUGCAAACCAAGACAGAGAGUGACAGUGCAAUGGGUUUCAUCAGUGUUUCUGAAUCAGAGGGCAACAGCCAGACAGUAUCAUCCUCUUCCUCCCCCUCUCCAACCCUGUCCUCCCCAACCAGUCUCUCUUCACUAGUCUUAACACAAAGCCACCAACGUCAGGAGUCCCUCCCCCUCCCAGUUUCUCUGUCAUCUGCGGGCAUGCUUAUCCCCAGUUCUGCAGGGUCUCUCUCCAUUCAGCAAGGGGAGUAUGGUGCCUCUGCAACUCCUGCCUCUACCAGCCUCAACCCUCCUAGCUCUGUGAUUUCCUCCAGCAACUCCACCCCUCAGGCUUUCUCUCUUCCCCAGGUUGUGCCUUCCAUUCAGGGUAUACCAGUGUCCCACCUGGUCCAGCACUCUUCAGGAGCCCAGGUGUCCCAAUGCCCUCAGCUUGUGCCAGUAUCCCCCCUCACCUCGCCAGCACCUCAGUUUCAAAACCACCAGACUCUGAACACAGGAAACAGACGGGCACAGCAGCAACAGGAAGCCUCAGCAGCUAUGUCUGAAGGUGCCACAACCAUAGUUUCCAUCUCACCACUCAACAACAGUCAGCUCCCCCACCACAUGAUGCAACAACUGGGGGAGCAGCCCACAAACUCUACACCCAGCAAAAUCCAGGCUCCACAGGUUAUUUCCAUCUCUUCCCCAACACAAGUUGUCCCAGUUCCCCAGGCCAAAGGUGGCACACCAGCACAGCUGGUCCCACUCUCUGUGCCCCAGCUGGUCCCAGUCUCCUCCAUCCAAACUUCCUCCACCAUCUCUUUCCCCCAGGUGGUACCUGCCAGUCCUUCUAUCUCCAUCCCUUCUGCUAGAGUGCCCUUACAGAUCCUGACUUCAACCCCUGCAGCUGGAGGGAUCGCACAGGGAACUCUGAGGAUAAACCAGCUGAGGCCCAUUCAGAGUGUGGCUCCUCCAACCAGCGUGGCCCCUACGGUGCAGCUCCUAAACUCCGGCAUAAUUCAGCUACCCUCUGCUCCUCCAGGUAACCUCCUUCUUGGUGGAAGCCCCUACCUGAGUGUCCAGCAAGGCAAGCUGAUUCUGACCAUCCCAGCAGGCAUUCAGCUCACCAGUUUGCCCCUGAAACCAGUCCCAGAUCCUUCUACCAUCUCUGCAAACGGAGUGAUUCCCGGUCUCAACCCCUCUACCCCACCUGUAGCCUCACAGCCUUCAAACACCUCUGGCUUGACACCCAGCGGCCUCACAUCAUCGCCCCUGAACUUCAUCAACUCAUCUCCACCCUACUGCGCUCCAGAGACUGCGAUCCCAAGCAGCCAGGCGCCUGCCGUCCCCUCCCCUCACGCUCUGGACCACACAUCCACCCCGACAACACAGAGUGCUCUAACUCCAGAAAGCAUGCUCACCCUCAGUCCCAUGUAUGCUGGAGUGACGCCAAACAGCCAGCUGUCACAGCCAGCGUGGAGUCCAGUGCCCCUCUCAACUUCUGCCAGUUUAACUCUGUUUGAUGUGCGCAGCAAGGGGGACCUACCUGUAGACCCAGCCUUGUUGGGCCUACCUGGUGGGGAGUCGCUGCUUCUGGGAAGCCCCUCUCCAGAGCAGGAUGUGGAAGCCAGCUCGCCACUGAAUCCAGAGGAGAUUGAUGGAGAAUCAAAAAUCCUUACUCAGCUCCAGUCUGUCCCUGUGGAUGAAGAACUGGGAUUGUAGUUCGUGAAACUGGUCCAGCACCUCAGAUCUGUUUGCCUUGUUUUGAUGACUUGAAAAAAAAUGUUAGCCCACAUCAUCCAUCAUCUAAGACCUGCAUGUCUUUUAUAACAUACAACAGCAAUGCUCUCUCUGUCAUGGUGCUAGCUGGAACUUCUGCAGGCUCCCUUUAUUAUGGAUGGGAUAUUAUUCACCUAGUGGUUCACUAUCAGAUUACUCCUCUUUACGUGCCUUAUUUUCUUUAUACAUCAGAUACACACAGAAGAAUUAACAAGGAUUAAUCUGCUUGGCUCACUUAAAAGUCCUGAUUUUUACACACAAGAGGUCGUGGAUUUGCCCAUUUGGAUCUUGUAGCAGUUUUCUGGACUAACUCAGCUCUAUGUCUGGGUGUCUGGAGGCAAUGUUGUGGAUCCAGUGAAAAAGUUCCACUCCCUGUCCAGAACUCAAGAUAUUCAGGACUUUGGGUUUGUUUUCCUUCCUAGUUACAGCCCUAAUAAUAUAUAUAUAUGAAUCUAUAUUAUUCUGUCUAUAUUAUUCUAGCAAUAUUCCAGCAAUAUCCACCCAGCAGUUCUCCUCUGAGCUCCUCCUCACUUCCUCUGUGACUCUGGAGGAUUUCAUUUGCUCCAAUGAACUUGUUCUUUUGGUUACCACCAAAGCUAUCUGCAAUAUUUAAUUCCCCAGAGUGCAGAGUACGAAUGUACAUUCAAAAUAACUGACUGGCAAAUUGUCUGCCUCCCAGCUCCAUAUUUUCCCCACCCACCAAUACCAAACAAGACUUCAAGAUAAUUUAACUUCUACACAGGUAGCACAUUUGCUUAACAAAAGAUCCCACUUUGAAUUCCAGGGGGUUAGGAAGAGCAUCUGAUGUAAAAAUCUUCCAAAACCCUUGUGAAUAAGGGAGCAGCUACAACACAAACUUAUCCCACACCCACAGUGGAGACUCUGGCAAAACCGGCCAGCAGGACCACACCAUCUGACCACCGAACUCAAAGUCAUCAGAGGCCCAAAAUUCUCUGUAGAAGUUAUGAACAUAUUCGGUGACUAAAAGCAUCCGUAGCUGAGUCUAUUGCCCAGUGACAAUGAGGUUGACCGGGAAUAUCGUGAAUAUUCUAAUCGUCACAAACGGUUGAUCACAAUUGAAAGGGCUCCACAACAGUAUUUUAUUACAAGGUAGCAAUAUUGUUUUUAUCAGUAAAUUCUCUGCAGAUUCUAGGAGGCACCACAGCCCUACCUUUGUUUAAAAAAUAUAUAGAGCAUAGGAAGAAAUAAAGGGGAUUAUACUCUAUGCAAUGCAUGUUUAGUAGGACACUAUGUCGCACAAUGGCUGAGUGAAUUUUUUUUUUUUUAAGCCAGUACUCUUGGGAGAGGAAAAGAAGCUAUGCUGAGCUUUGGAAAGGAAGCCGAGCAUUACACUAAAAAAUUUUGCUGUGAUCCCAACUGAGUGAUGUUUCCUGUCAAUGUCUCAGCAUGUUGAUACUUAUAAGUGCCUUAUUUUAAAGCUUACAGGUUUGAUGCUAUUGAUGUUCUGACUCUUGAAACUGUUUUUUAUAUUUGUUAUGUAUUCAACCAAAUAUCUGGAUUCACUUCAUAUGGACUGUCUGUGCCUACAUUUAUGAAUGAGUUUGUUCGGUGAAACACAAACGUGUCUAUUUUUUUGUUUGUUUUUGGUUGUGUAGUUGUAGCUCGGUCGUUUUGUAUAUUUUGCACAUUUCAUUCGCAUAAUGUUUACGCCAUGCUGCCACGGUGUGAUGACAGUGGUCGGACUCAUUUCACACUCUCUUAGUAACAGUGACACAGAAAGACAAAUCAAGGAGUUGUGAUUUCCUGAUGAAACCUGUCGUAAACUUUAGGCACAGCUCGAUCAAGCUGAACCUAAAAGCUGUGAGCUUUCUGUCGUAACACAGGUAGCGGUCAAACCUUUGGCCAGUUAUGGUACACAAAAAAUACACUUAUAGUUACAAUAAUGGCCUGUGUGUGUUUUUGUUAGUGUUUGUUGUUGGUCUCAUUUAAUCUAUUUAAAGCAUGCAUCAAUCAGUAUGUAGUUUUUAAACUGUCCUUUUGGAGAACCCGUUUAUAGGAAAUGUUCAUUUUCACUUGGAGGUUGUAGUGUGGGUUUUUACAAGUUCAGACUGCAGUUGUUAAAUCAGCCUCCAGGACAUUUUUAUAUAGGUCACCCCCCCGUUAAUACCUUUUAAGGUAAUUUGUUCCUGUGGCCUUGGCUUGGACAUAUGAGUUUCAUCCUGAAUUUAGCUGAACAUUUAAAAAAAACAUUUUUUGGUAAGGGAUAUGUGUCCAUUGUGUUUGUUCAUAUUAGCCAUUUCUUACCAAAGUAUGUUCAUUAAAGCCUGUGCGGCUUAUGCACACGUGUUCCUGGAUUUGUUUUUUUUUUUUUACUCUCCAGCCUGAUGCAUAAUAAUAAGACUCCAGACUCAACCAAAGAUAUUGUGGGGUUUUUUUUUCUCUUUUUUAAAAAAAAACAAAAAACACAUUUUUAAAGGGAUCAUUUGUGUCUCAUCUUCUCAUUUUUGUACUCAAAUGCAUUC
This is a messenger RNA of Archocentrus centrarchus (flier cichlid), 5423 nucleotides long. RefSeq names its product SIX homeobox 5 (gene six5). The record is from RefSeq and is a predicted model, not a curated record. The coding region runs from base 28 to 2883 and encodes 951 amino acids. Gene Ontology annotation, cellular component: transcription regulator complex; nucleus. Gene Ontology annotation, molecular function: RNA polymerase II cis-regulatory region sequence-specific DNA binding; DNA-binding transcription factor activity, RNA polymerase II-specific. NCBI's taxonomy places the organism in Eukaryota, Metazoa, Chordata, Actinopteri, Cichliformes, Cichlidae. Gene Ontology annotation, biological process: regulation of transcription by RNA polymerase II. The transcript has 3 exons.